UCUGACAGUUCUCAAAACAAAGCGACACUCAACCCACCAAGGACGUCACAUGAGUGACUCACUCACCGAGACCUGUCAUGUGAUUAUUAUUUUCUACUUCAGAUCAAUCGAUUUUGCAAGUCGCCAGCAAUCAUGGGCGCGUCCGCUUUACCGAUCAUUAUUUUCUCGGCGAUUUUCGGCGUGGUUGGCAUCGUCCUGCCGAUCAUCGCUCCGAAGGGACCCAACCGAGGAAUUGUCCAGUGCGUCCUGAUCCUGACUGCGGCCACCUGCUGGUUGUUCUGGCUCUGCUGUUAUAUGGCUCAGAUGAAUCCGCUGAUUGGCCCUAAGCUACAUCAGAACACAAUCCUGAUCAUGGCACGCGAAUGGGGCAAUCCCCUUCCCGAUAUGGAUAACUACCAUCCCGAACCGCACAGUGUGGCCGAACACUAAGAUGGGGGGUUUCGUCCUGGUGCACAGGGAUUCCACACAUUCCCCGUUUCAUUAAGCAUGAAAGUAACAUCAAUACAGUUCUAGGUCUGAGAAUCGACCUGCCCUUUUCAAAGUUCAAUCAAGGAAAGAACCAAUCCUCCCGUACAGUGGUGACGCAAAAGCAUUUGGCGUUGCGGAACCGAACACCAGUCCGCUCGGUUCGAUGACUCAUUCUCAUCAAACGUAUGCUAAUGUUGAAUGCUUGAGUAGUAUUAAUAGUUAAGAAAUUUCCUGUCGCGAUAAAAAAAAAACAAAAUAUAUCUAUUUGUAACUCGAUUGAUAAUCAAAGUAAUGGAAUCACGCAUAUUUUGCAGGGCAAAGCCAUUUGGGCUGGGCGAUUAUGGCUUAUCGAGAACACUCACACAAAAAAGUAGAAACAAUUUCUCAUCACACACAUAUGGUUGCGUAGAAAAUUGAAGAAAGGAUCAGAUGUACUUUUUUCCAGCCAAACAUUCAUUAUUAUAGUAACACACACACAAAAAAAAGUUGCAACAAAACAGACACACGAACAAUAUUAUGCUAAACAUAAAUUACUUAUCAUGAGAGUACCGCAUAAACACAUAUGUUGAAUGCUCAGCAGUAGUGAAGUCAAUAAAACGUAUGCCAAUAGAUGAAAUCAUAUUUUAACAGCA
Messenger RNA from Aedes aegypti (yellow fever mosquito), 1100 nucleotides. RefSeq names its product V-type proton ATPase subunit e 2. Gene Ontology annotation, biological process: proton transmembrane transport. Gene Ontology annotation, cellular component: plasma membrane proton-transporting V-type ATPase complex; proton-transporting V-type ATPase, V0 domain. The transcript has 4 exons. Bases 133 to 429 code for a protein of 98 amino acids. NCBI's taxonomy places the organism in Eukaryota, Metazoa, Arthropoda, Insecta, Diptera, Culicidae. The record is from RefSeq and is a predicted model, not a curated record. Gene Ontology annotation, molecular function: proton-transporting ATPase activity, rotational mechanism.